AGAUGCUUGACUGUUUGGACAGACGACUUUUUCUGUUGGUUGGGUAGACUUGAAAUAGUCGUGCGUGCUUUAUCGAUGUGCUGUAGCGGUAGAAAUACUAUCGACAGCACGGGGCAAUGCUGAACUCUGGGUCAUAAGUGUGUUCUUUGUUUCUGCAUAUCGCAAGUAUGAAGAAAGCAAAUGCCGAGUAACAGAAAGCACUUUCUAUAUGGUAAGGGAAGAAGACCUGCGCGUUUUUCGCAUCUUUGAGCUUCUUUUUAUGUCCGUGCUAUCUUUUUCUCCUUACUCACUGACAAUGAAGUCUUAUAUGCGCUCUGACUAUCAGCAGGCAGCACGCCAUCAUCUGAUAUUAUCAGGAUGGCUUCUAAAGACCCGGUGUGUCCAAGAUAGUUCGUCGUUGUUCCAAGUCACUGGAGUUGUUCAGUUCUUCUCUCCAGGUGAGGCGAACAUGUCAUUGAGCAGUUUCGCGUUGAAGGAAGGUAGAGGGAUUUCCUUUGCUGAAUCCUUUGAUAUAGAUGGACCCCAUGACAACAUGACAGACAGACAGGCGUAUAACCCGUCAGUGACCCAGAGAGUAUCAUUGCCGUGUUCGUACCGUACAUGCCAUUCUUCGAAAAGUAUGUACGUGAACUUCCCCAUAAGCAAUAUGUGAGAUGGUCGAGAAGGACACUUAGAUAUUGUCGGGACUGCAAGCGAUAGCUAUCCGUGUCGAUCUUAAGUUCCUAAGUAUUAACU
Molecule: messenger RNA, 735 nt
Organism: Aspergillus piperis CBS 112811
Lineage: Eukaryota; Fungi; Ascomycota; Eurotiomycetes; Eurotiales; Aspergillaceae
Exons: 1
Coding region: 209-652 (147 amino acids)
Source: RefSeq, a predicted model, not a curated record